Messenger RNA from Strigops habroptila (Kakapo), 1634 nucleotides. Its product is annotated as lysosomal acid lipase/cholesteryl ester hydrolase-like. The coding region runs from base 1 to 1209 and encodes 402 amino acids. The transcript has 9 exons. Gene Ontology annotation, molecular function: hydrolase activity, acting on ester bonds. NCBI's taxonomy places the organism in Eukaryota, Metazoa, Chordata, Aves, Psittaciformes, Psittacidae. Gene Ontology annotation, biological process: lipid metabolic process. The record is from RefSeq and is a predicted model, not a curated record.
AUGUGGUGUCUCCUCAUGCUGCUCUGCUCUCAAGGAAUUGCCUUUUCAGCAGGAUUCACAACACCCUCCUCUCUGAACUCAGACAAGAGCCAGUUCAGGAAGACUCGUAACCCUGAAUCCCUUAUGAAUGUUAGUGAAAUUAUCAGAUAUCAUGGAUACCCCAGUGAGGAAUAUGAAGUUACCACAGAGGAUGGGUACAUUCUUAGUGUUUACAGAAUUCCUGCUGGGAGGAACAGCCAAAGUACAGGGAAAAAGCCUGUAGUCUUCCUACAGCAUGCUUUUCUAGGAGAUGCUACACACUGGAUUUCUAACCUGCCCAACAACAGCUUGGGCUUCAUCCUCGCAGAUGCUGGCUAUGAUGUCUGGAUGGGAAACAGCCGAGGGAACACCUGGUCUUUAAAACACAAGACCCUUAAUCCCAGCCAGAAAGCAUUCUGGCAGUUCAGCUUCACUGAAAUGGGUAAAUAUGAUAUUCCAGCAGAGCUGUACUUCAUCAUGAAUAAAACUGGACAGAAGGAUGUAUAUUAUGUUGGUCACUCUGAAGGCACAACAUCAGGCUUCAUAGCAUUUUCUACAUACCCUGAGCUGGCUAAACGGGUGAAAAUAUUCUGUGCUCUGGGCCCAGUAACCUCGUGCUCAUAUUCUACAAGCCCUCUGAUUAAGAUAACAAAUCUUCCUGAACCACUGCUCAGGUUGCUAUUCGGCUGCAAAGGAACCAUGCACCAGAUUGGUUUUCUGAGAGGACCUGUGACACAGUUAUGUACAAGCCUCGAUAAGUUUUGUGGCCACACACUCUGUUACCUAGCUGGAGGUAACAUAAAAAAUCUGAACACGAGUCGAACAGAUGUAUACGUAGGACAUUCUCCUGCUGGAACAUCAGUACAGAACAUUAUUCACUGGCAUCAGAUAAGAUCUGCAGGCCAAUUGCAAGCUUAUGACUAUGGCUCUAAGGAAAACAUGAAGAAAUACAACCAGUCUACUCCUCCUGCGUACAAGAUAGAGGAAAUAAGCACACCAAUUGCUGUCUGGAGCGGUGGACAGGACGAAUUCGCAGAUCCAAAAGACAUGGCAAAGCUGCUCCCUCAGAUUAAAAAUCUCCUUUAUCAUGAGCAUUUUCCUUCUUGGGGUCAUCUUGAUUUCAUCUGGGGCCUUGAUGCAACUGAGAAAAUGUAUCAGAAAAUCGUUGAACUAAUGACAAAAUUCUAUUGAAAUCACAUGCACAUGAUUUACUCAGCAAAAACCUCUAGAAUUUCUAUUUGGCAAUAAGGGUGAGACCUGAGGAAGAGGUAAACACAGAGACACGCAUAAUGGAUAGCAGUAUUUACCCGCACUUGUUUCUUGCAUUCCUCAUAGUUUGAGGUUUUCUGUGGUGUUACCGUGACUGCUGUCUUCCUGAGAAGUUUGAGGUGUAUAGGAAUGAAAACUGAAAACAUGAAUAUAUUUGAGCACACACUGCAGGGAUCACUGAAUUUGGACAACUUUUAUUUCUACAAGACUGCAAGACUGAUUUUCCUAAGCCUAAACUCUGUUGUUCUCAUGUAUAUCUUAUGUACUCCACAAAGCUAUUCCCAUGCCCAAUUUGUAUUUUCCCAUGAAGACCAAAAUGUGGGAUUUGUUCACUUCUCUGUUGAAGU